AUGAUGAACAUUGAAGAGAUUGUACCGGAGCUGUUCGGUGAGAAGCGCGUCUAUUACUGUCAGCGAUGUCUGAAUCAUGGGCUGCGCGAGAAGCGCAAGAAUCACAAACUCAAUUGUAUCUAUCGAUUUUGUCAGUGCUCAGACUGUAUUAUGGUUGAGAGACGUCGCCAAUUGAACUCUCGUCUAAUGCAGAUGGAAAGCACCCAGUCGGAUCCAGAGAAAAAAUUUUCGACGUCUUCUGAAGAGGAUCAUCUGGAGUGCUCGAGCCAUCCGGAUACGACGACGGAGAGUGGCGGCGAGGAUCGCGACGACGGCAAACCCAAAGAACGCCGACCAAACUGUCAAAGAUGUGCCCAGCACAAUGUUGUGAAUCGCCUCAAAGGCCAUAAACGAGCUUGUCCGUACCGAGAUUGCUAUUGCGCCAAAUGCCAGGUUGUCGUUGAACGUCAGAAGCUGAUGGCCGAUCAGAUCAAACUGCGGCGUCGUCAGAAGCGCGAGAAGAACAAUCUGAACAGCGAGAAGGAGGGACCGGCUCAUCAUAAUCUGUCGCCGUCACCAACCGCGGCCGAAAAUAUUUCCAUGUGCAUCAAAUGCACUCAACAAGCCCUAGGCUAUCAGCAGCUGAUGAGCAUACUCGAUCCAGCGGGAGCCACUGAUCCAGUCUUCACCCUCACCGCCAUCCUAUCAGCAUGUCCACAUAAAAAUGAGUGA
This is a messenger RNA of Caenorhabditis bovis, 711 nucleotides long. The record is from the annotation of a GenBank genome assembly. NCBI's taxonomy places the organism in Eukaryota, Metazoa, Nematoda, Chromadorea, Rhabditida, Rhabditidae.